GCUCCUGAGUCAUCUGUAUCACAUUGAAGCGGCUCGAUUAUUGAGCCAAGAUGGCGGUGACAGAGCGCUAUUUUCUUGUUUAAAACUAAAGCUUGGGGGCGGGUCUGAAGUUGCAUCACAGCUGAUCCGGAGCCCCUUCUCCUCCCCCCGUUAUUUUUUUGCAUCAGAGUCACUGGAGAAUCUUCUCAGUGCCCGUCUUAGCGUCUUUGUAUUGUCAAAAAUCGGGACUAGCUUUCUUCCUCAGGCUAGAAUUUUAGUUCACACAGUCUCGCGCAAUUCCACGAUGCCCCUUAUUUUCAGAAAACAUGCUUUGACCGCUUAUUUCAAAGGAAUCUUUUGUGAGUUCAAAUCAGCUUUGACCCAGUUUUGGGGUUCUCGACUUUGCUUGUGUUAGUCACCAGCGGAGAUGUAUUUGGCCGCAGAAGCGAGCACUUCCAGCUUGUUGAGCUCCGUGCAGGAGAACCCCGCGGGAGAUUCCAUCUCGCCAGCCUUGGAGCUGAGCCUCACCGCCGCGUACACGGUUCUCUACUCACUCCUCUUCGGCUUCGUGUACCUGCAGCUGUGGCUCAUUCUGCACUACGGAUACAAGCGCUUCAGCUAUCAGAGUGCGUUCUUGUUCCUGUGCUUGCUGUGGGCAGCGCUUAGGACGACUCUCUUCUCUUUCUACUUUGAAAAUGCGGCGCAGGCCGUGCAUCUGAAGCCGCUGGCCUACUGGCUGCUCUACUGCUGCCCGGUGUGCCUCCAGUUCUUCACCCUCUGCCUGCUCAACCUCUACUUUUGGCAGGUGGUGUUCAAGGCUAAAGCCAAGUAUUCCCCAGAGUUCACCAAAUACCGGAUUGCACUAUCAUUGCUAUUCCUGUCCCUCUGUAUAUGUUUCCUUGUGGUGAAUUUAACGUGCGCAUUAUUGGUGCAAGGUGCCUUGGAGCGUUCGGAAUUGCCAAGCGACAGGAGUGUGAGACAUGCCGUGCUAGCCCGCGUCUUGAUCAACGACAGUCUGUUUGUCCUGUGUGCCGUGUCUUUGGCCAUUUGCAUCUUCCGCAUUGCCAAGAUGUCCUCUGCCAAUGUUUUCCUCCAAUCCAAGGGGACAUCGGUGUGCCAGGCGACAGCUGUGGGAGCGAUGGUGAUUCUCCUCUACACGUCGAGAGCUUGUUACAACCUGGUGGUGGCGCUGUCUCCGCUGGGCAGACCUGAUUUGUGCAAUUACAGAUGGUACACAGUUUCCGAUCAGGCCGAUGUGCUGAAGUUCAGCGACGAGGCCUACAUGGUGUAUGGGAUUAUUUUGUUCUUCUGGGAGCUACUACCUACCAGCUUGAUGGUGCUUUUCUUCCGAGUCCAGAAGCCCAAACAGAACCUGGUUCCCGCAGGAAUCCUCAACAGCCACACAUUUGGCUCCAGGGAUUCUUUUUUGGACAACCCAAGGAGGUAUGACAGUGACGACGACCUGUCCAGAAGCAGCAGGGGCGAUCGGGCCAGCGUGCCCUCCUCCACCGCUCAACCCAGUUGCGUGUCUAGUUGGUACGGCUCUAUCCAGUGUAACAAGGCCCCGGCGGCGUCAAGCCAGCCAGCGCCCUCCACCACAGCCCCCCUCCUGUUCGCUUACGGAAACAUCCAGAGUACCCAGCACCAUCACCACAACUACUACUCCACCCCACAAAGUCACCAGCACCAUCACGGUUAUUAUCACUCCACCCCUCAGAACUGAGGAGUGAAAGCUCUUUCAUUUUGGAACCAUUUGCCCCUGGAAGUUUGAGGACCAAGGAUCGUUUGAUGCGAAAUGCACGAUCCUGUGUGCAGAUUGCGGAGCAGGAAUGUAGCUCUGACCAUAAUCCUCAAGGUCAUGCUUUAAUGAGGGUUUAAAAACAAUCAAUGGUCAGUGUUGAUUUUGGGAGGCAAAAUAAAUUCAUGUGAAAGGAACAAAAAGGACAUUCGGACAAACUGCUAAGCUGAAAUGUCAAUAGAAGACCGAUCUCAUCCAAGGUUCAACUUUAACCAAAGUGUAAAAGCUUGGUUCUAUGUCUUUGUAGCUAUGUGUCCAGAUUUUUUUUUUCAUCCCUCAGCAUUCACACCUAAUUUCUGAGUGAAUAGCAAUGUUGAGGUUUGUAAGGAUGUGUAUUAUUGUUUUGAUAGUUUGGUGUAUUAGUGUAACACUUUGGAUCUGAUUCACACAUUCGUUUUCGCUUCCACUUAUCCUCACUGAGGUUGCGGAUGAAUUGGUGCCUAUCCUUGGAGAAUUUGAGACCAGUCGCCAGUCACUCACGGGCCAUUUUGGAUGCCCUUUGUGAAAUGUGCAGAUGCUUGACCGCAUCACUGCGGAACAUGUGGUUAGCAUGUCUUGUCACUGCAAGAUGCCAACUGUGGCUAAAUAUGCCAGUAGAAUUGGACUAAAAAGGUCAAUACACCUGAGCUUCGCGUGCCAAUAGUAGAAAUAGUAAACACUUUCAGAAUUACUGCUCAAAAUGACUCAUAUGUGUGAAUGAUUGUUUGGCAACUAGAAUAGGCUAAAGCUAAACAGGAUAAGGUUCCACCAACACAUUACGACUGAACAAUCGACUUAUAAAUGGAAAUGUCAAUGCCACAAAAGUAUAUUUGCACCAUCUAUUGUGGAUGUCACCGAAAUCGAGUAUGAGAUUGUAGUGGUCCACAGGUUGGACAGUUUGGCCAAAAAUAACCGUUAUAAGCUUUUCUGCAACCUUUUGCACUUAGAUGUGUUGAUCCUCUGAAAGAGGAAGGAGAUGUCUCUCUGUCGUCACGUCAGUCUCAUACUUAACAUUCCUUUUGGAAAAUGUUUGCACAAGAUAGAAUCAAUGAUGUAUGUAUGGAAUCAUUUGCAUGUUUAUUGGUGAAAGUCAGUAUGUUUGUGAUCUGAACAAUGUGGAUGCUUUUAUAUUGUAUUUUUUUUAAUUCACCAUAUAGCUUUACCGAUUUAACAAAUUUGUACUUUUUCAUUGUUUUCCGUUGUUGGGAAUUUCAUUUGUGUAGUGUCCAAAACCACGUUAACAUUUUGUGCUAAAUCUCUGAAUUAGACAAUUGUAGGAAUCUAUGCAUCCCCGGACUUGACAAACAGCAUCUGCAAGUGGAAUGAUCUCGUUCGAGGCUUUUUUUUUUUUCAUAGAUAUAAACUAAAAAAAGAAAAAAAACAUUGCUCGCAUUUUCAAUCGCACCCAUUGUUUAUUGUGAAAGGUGAUCCCAAGGGAAAUUCCAGAGAAGGAAUGCUUGUCACAAAUAUGGACCCACAAGUUUAAAAUCAAACUCCUAAGUUGCUGCCGCCGUGUUCUUAAAAUGUGGUCAGUCUGCAAAACAUUUGUUGUUGCGAAUUAAGGACGCUUUUAGUUCCAUUUAUUGACAUGUGAAAGUUGCUUGUGCAGUCCAUGGCUCUGCAUCAUCAUGCAACAAGUCAACAUUAUGAUCCAGUCCCUCACAAGAAGUUCUUUUAACUAGGACCAUACUGAAUGUAACCUGUAUUGUGACAGACAUUAAAAUAAGCAAUGUUAAAAAAAAGUCUAACCAUUGUACUCCCUUACAGAUUUUUGUCACUGUGGACUUAAGGUUAGAUAGGUUAAAUUUAGCUACAUUUAAAAAGAGCAACCAAGAAAACAUGGGUGGCAAAAAUGGCACACAAUCAUUUAAUAAAUCUACGCCUAACUGAAAAGUAGUAGUCACUGUCAUUAACAUAGUUUGACCAUGAAGUGAUUUAAAAUUAUGAAUUAAAACAUUACAAUUCAAACCAACUGCAGCAAAGAGAAAAAUAGUAUUGUUACUAGCAGUUUGAAACAUACUGAGAAAGCAAAUAUGAGCAACUCAUGAUAUCAAACCAUUUGCUCAUUUUUAAAGCAAAAAGCUGCUCAGAUUUUGACAAUUGAAAUAAAACACUAAUAAUUCACAAACAUCAGAACAACUGCAAUUGUUUUAAGGCAGAAUGGUUGUUUUGGUCAUUUGACUUUUGAUGAUAAAACACUUAGCAAAAUUCAAACAAUAAACACAUUUGCAAUAAAUGUAGCCUCUCCAGAUAAAAGAAGCCUUCAAAGUAAACAUUCUUGACUUUCCUUCACACAAUUGCACCCAAUAGAAAUACCACUGAUCCCAUCAACUUGGAUUCUGGAG
Messenger RNA from Syngnathus typhle (broad-nosed pipefish), 4101 nucleotides. It is a transcript of the gene gpr137c, whose product is annotated as G protein-coupled receptor 137c. The transcript is spliced from 8 exons. Gene Ontology annotation, biological process: positive regulation of TORC1 signaling. NCBI's taxonomy places the organism in Eukaryota, Metazoa, Chordata, Actinopteri, Syngnathiformes, Syngnathidae. Bases 407 to 1702 code for a protein of 431 amino acids. The record is from RefSeq and is a predicted model, not a curated record. Gene Ontology annotation, cellular component: lysosomal membrane.